This is a messenger RNA of Elephantulus edwardii (Cape elephant shrew), 1662 nucleotides long. It is a transcript of the gene GRK7, whose product is annotated as G protein-coupled receptor kinase 7. The transcript is spliced from 4 exons. Gene Ontology annotation, biological process: signal transduction; protein phosphorylation; regulation of signal transduction. The record is from RefSeq and is a predicted model, not a curated record. Gene Ontology annotation, molecular function: rhodopsin kinase activity; ATP binding. Lineage: Eukaryota; Metazoa; Chordata; Mammalia; Macroscelidea; Macroscelididae. Bases 1 to 1662 code for a protein of 553 amino acids. Gene Ontology annotation, cellular component: cytoplasm.
AUGGUUGACAUCGGGGGCUUGGACAACCUGAUCGCCAACACUGCCUACCUGCAGGCCAGGAAGACGUCAGACGGGGACUGUAAGGAGCUGCAGAAGCGCCGGCGGAGCCUGAUGCUGCCCAGCCCGCAGUGCUGCGCCGAGCUCCGCCAGGCCCUGGCCCCGGACUUCGACAGCCUGUGUGAGCAGCAGCCCAUCGGCCGCCGCCUCUUCCGGGACUUCCUGGCCACCAUGCCCAAGUACAGAGAGGCCGUGGAUUUCCUUGAAGAGGUGCAGAACUGGAAGCUGGCUGAAGAGGGUCCCGCCAAGGCCAGCAUCCUGCAAGGGCUACUGGCCACUUGUUCUGGUAGUGCUACCCCCGAGAAACCACAUCCCUUCCUCAGCUCAGCUCUGCGGGCCAAGAGCCAAGAAGCCAGCACCAACGAAGAGAAGGUGGCUGCGGUGGCACUGGCCAAGGCCGAGACCAUGACCUUCUUGCAAGGCCAGCCUUUUCGGGACUUUCUGGCCAGCCCCUUCUAUGAGAAGUUCCUGCAGUGGAAACUCUUCGAGAUGCAACCAGUAUCAGACAAGUACUUCACUGAAUUCAGAGUGCUGGGGAAAGGUGGCUUUGGGGAGGUCUGUGCCAUCCAAGUGAAAAACACUGGCAAGAUGUACGCCUGUAAGAAACUGGAUAAGAAGCGGCUCAAGAAGAAAAAUGGCGAGAAGAUGGCUCUAUCCGAAAAGGAAAUCUUGGAGAAGGUCAGCAGCCCUUUCAUCGUCUCCCUGGCCUAUGCCUAUGAGAACAAGACACAUCUCUGCCUGGUCAUGAGCCUGAUGAAUGGAGGAGACCUCAAGUUCCACAUCUAUAGGGUGGGCGUGCACGGCCUGGCCAUGAGCCGGGUCAUCUUCUACUCUGCCCAGAUGACCUGUGGUGUGCUGCACCUCCACUCCCUCGGCAUCCUGUACAGGGACCUGAAGCCUGAGAACGUGCUUCUGGAUGACCUUGGCAACUGCAGGCUAUCUGACCUGGGCCUGGCUGUGCAGAUGCAGGAUGGCAAGCCCUUAACCCAGAAGGCUGGAACCAACGGUUACAUGGCUCCCGAAAUCCUGAUGGAAGGCGUAAGUUACUCGUAUCCUGUAGACUGGUUUGCAAUGGGAUGCAGUAUUUACGAAAUGAUUGCUGGACGAACACCAUUCCGAGAUUACAAGGAAAAGAUCAGCAAAGAGGAACUGAAGCAAAGAACCUUGAAAGAGGAGGUUGUAUUUCAACAUGAAAACUUCACAGAGGAAGCUAAAGAUAUUUGUAAACUCUUCUUGGCUAAGAAACCCGAGCAACGCUUAGGAAGCAGAGGAAAGUCUGAUGAUCCCAGGAAACACCCUUUCUUCAAUACCAUCAACUUUCCUCGCCUGGAAGCCAACCUGGUGGAGCCCCCAUUUGUGCCAGACCCGUCUGUAGUUUAUGCCAAAGACGUUGCUGACAUUGAAGAUUUUUCCGAGAUUCGAGGGAUUGAGUUUGAUGACAAAGAUAAGAAGUUCUUCCAAAGAUUUGCAACAGGUGCCGUCCCCAUAGCAUGGCAGGAAGAGAUCAUAGAAACGGGACUAUUUGAAGAACUCAAUGACCCCAACCGAACCUCAGUUUGUGGAAACGGUAACUCAUCCAAGUCUGGGGUCUGUUUGUUGUUAUAA